Thalassophryne amazonica is the source of this 1360-nucleotide messenger RNA. RefSeq names its product threonine aldolase 1 (gene tha1). Gene Ontology annotation, cellular component: cytosol. The record is from RefSeq and is a predicted model, not a curated record. The coding region runs from base 108 to 1349 and encodes 413 amino acids. Gene Ontology annotation, molecular function: L-allo-threonine aldolase activity. Gene Ontology annotation, biological process: L-threonine catabolic process; glycine biosynthetic process. The transcript has 7 exons. Lineage: Eukaryota; Metazoa; Chordata; Actinopteri; Batrachoidiformes; Batrachoididae.
CAACGAUACAAAGUUCGAUCCAAAAAAAUCGGAGUUUUAAAUCCACCAGCAAACCGGGAAAAAAAAGGAGAAAGACGACAGAUGAGUAUUAUUUGACGUAUCACAUCAUGUGUUCACUCAGAACUUUAUGGAAAUGUGUCGUCCUUUCUGAGAAGCCGCACCGUGCGCUGCGGUGCAGCUCCGCGCGGUUUUACUAUAAAACCGUCAAGACGCGGUUCCGCUCACCGGCCGCGGCGGCUCGCGUGCGGGUGGUGGACCUCCGCAGCGACACGGUGACCAAACCCGGAGCAGCGAUGCGACGAGCCAUGGCGGAGGCGGAGGUCGGAGACGACGUGAUGGGAGAAGAUCCGACAGUUAAUGAGUUGCAGAAAAUCACGGCUGAUAUGUUUGGAAUGGAAGCAGCACUGUUUGUUCCGUCUGGAACCAUGAGUAAUCUGAUCGCAGUCAUGGUGCACUGCAGGGAGAGGGGUGAUGAGAUGAUUGUCGGCGAUUUGUCCCAUUUGCACAUCUAUGAACAAGGAGGGAGCGCACAGCUGGCCGGCGUGCACGCCACCACCGUGAACACAUUUCCCGAUGGAACGUUCGACUUGGAGCAGUUGGUGACAAAAAUCCGUCAUGACUAUCCUGACCCCCACUACCCCCGCUCACGCCUCAUAUGUGUGGAGAACACUCACAAUAUCCUGGGAGGACGUGUGCUGCCUCUGUCCUUUCUGACGGAGGUGCGUGCAGUAGCAGACAAAUACAAUCUGUCGGUUCACAUGGACGGAGCCAGAGUGAUGAAUGCCGCUGUGGCACAGGGGGUGCCUCCUUCCACCAUCCUGCAACACGUACACACUGUCAGCGCCUGCCUCUCUAAGAGUUUGGGUGCCCCUGUGGGUAGCAUGCUGGUCGGACCCAAAGACUUCAUAUCCAGGGCAGUACGAUGCCGUAAAGCUCUCGGUGGAGGAAUGCGCCAAGCUGGCAUACUAGCAGCAGCUGGAAAACUGGCUCUGGUUGAGAUGGCAGGAAGACUAGCAGAAGAUCACCACAAUGCAAAGACCUUUGCUAAAGCACUGACAGAUUGUGAUCCUGAUCUGUUUGCCGUCGACAUGGCAGCUGUAGAGACGAACAUCCUUCGUUUUAGUAUACAGGAACCUCGCCUGAGUCCCUCAGACUUCUGUACCUACAUGUCCCAGGUUGGUGAGGGAGAAGAGGCUGCAUUGGGGCAGGUGGUGCAAGUGCUCAUGUUCCCUCAUUUUGGAAACUCUGUCCGGGCUGUGUGGCAUCUGGGGAUAUCCCCCGAAGAUACCCAAAUGGCGAUCCAAAAGCUGCACUUUGUGAUUGAGCAGUACUUAAAUAAAAAACUUUAAACCCACUGAAA